UAAAGGCCAACGCACAAUAGUCCAGUGUGAGAGCUACUGAUCUCUGGUGAGAGAGUCCGAUGUUAUUGUGCGACAGCCCAGAAGUAUUUACUUAUUCUAUUCUGAAACGGUGGAGAAAAAUUUAAAGUAAACAAUGAAUCCUUUGACAAAUGUUAAAAAUAUUGCCAAACUUGGACAACAAGAACUAGAUGGAAAUUUAAAAACUUCAUGGCAUGAACAAUAUAAGGAUAGUGCUUGGGUUUUUGUAGGUGGCUUACCAUAUACUUUAACUGAAGGGGAUAUAAUUGCCGUAUUUUCUCAGUAUGGAAAAAUUGUCAACAUUAACCUAGUACGGGAUAAAUUUACUGGAAAACAAAAAGGUUAUGGUUUCCUGUGUUAUGAAGAUCAAAGGAGCACUAUAUUAGCCGUUGAUAAUUUUAAUGGAAUCAAAAUUUUAGGAAGAACAAUUAGAGUCGAUCACGUUGCAAACUAUAAGGUACCUAAAGUACCAAAAAAGCAGGAUACCGAAGAAAAAAGGUCUAAUAGAUGAUUACCAGUACGUCAUAAUUUAGAAUUAAAUUUCCUUCAAAUCUAUAUUUAUAAUUUUCUAAAUAUAUUUAGGAAAACUUGUCAGUAUUGUUCUUAAUUAUAUUGUUCUACAUUUAAUUUUGUACAUAAAUAAAAUGAUUUUACUAAUA
Molecule: messenger RNA, 677 nt
Organism: Leptopilina boulardi
Lineage: Eukaryota; Metazoa; Arthropoda; Insecta; Hymenoptera; Figitidae
Product: RNA-binding motif protein, X-linked 2-like
Exons: 4
Coding region: 134-529 (131 amino acids)
Biological process (GO): mRNA splicing, via spliceosome
Cellular component (GO): U2 snRNP; catalytic step 2 spliceosome; precatalytic spliceosome
Molecular function (GO): RNA binding
Source: RefSeq, a predicted model, not a curated record